UGACUUAUCUCACCUGUCAGGUAUCCAUCCAUCACUUUGAAAAUAACCCAAUAAGCUAUGACAGGGAGCCGUGUGAUAGGCGCUGCUAGUUUACCAUUAAUAGGAUGCAUAGCAUUAAUAGCAGCCGCCGUGUGUCAAGUUAUAGCAUUUGCAUGUGCCAACUGGGGAUAUGAUAAAAAUAGAAGUUUGUAUGUCGGUUUAUGGAGAGAUGGGAAUUGUUUCAAAUCGGAUCAUAGGGAAUGUUAUAAGAGAGAUCAUGUGGAGUUUUUUGCUGAAGACUGGUUGAAAGCUGUUCGAGGUUUAGAAUGCCUGGCACUGAUAUUUCUAUCUUUCCCACUGGUAACCCUUCCAAUCUACAUGUACAUAGCAUUGGGACUUUAUUACAGAUGCAUGCUGGGUACUAUGGCUUUGUGCAGUUUGAUAUCUGCUGUGUGUUGUUUGGCUGGUGUAGUUGUAUAUGGGGUACAGAUAACAUCAAUGGACUGGGAUACUUCAUGGUGUCUGUACGUAGCCAUUGUAGGAGCAGCAGGAGCAUUUAUUGCAUUUUUAGUUUUAAUUGUAGCAACAAUAACAAAACGACCAGAAAAAGUCAGACGUGUUGAGAAAGUUAGAAUGUAUACAAUUUACGCUGAUGAAUGAUAUAAAUUAGUAUGCUAUUGAACUUUACAUACUCUAAAUUAGGGAUAAUGAAAAUGCUUUGUACUAUAUAAUAUGUAAUUAUUAUACAAACAAUAUAUUACCAAAGAUGCAUAAUUGUCAAAAUGUAUAUAUGUAUGU
Molecule: messenger RNA, 777 nt
Organism: Mytilus trossulus (common blue mussel)
Lineage: Eukaryota; Metazoa; Mollusca; Bivalvia; Mytilida; Mytilidae
Exons: 3
Coding region: 58-639 (193 amino acids)
Source: RefSeq, a predicted model, not a curated record